Messenger RNA from Haplochromis burtoni (Burton's mouthbrooder), 5003 nucleotides. RefSeq names its product zinc finger protein 501-like. The record is from RefSeq and is a predicted model, not a curated record. The coding region runs from base 3698 to 5002 and encodes 434 amino acids. The transcript has 2 exons. Lineage: Eukaryota; Metazoa; Chordata; Actinopteri; Cichliformes; Cichlidae.
AUACUCCGAGGGUUGUCAAACUGUUGCUCCACCCUGUCCCUGUACUCACGUUUGGCUGCUUUGAUCGUCUUCCGGAGUUGGUAAUGUGCGUGUUUGUAGUCCGAUGUGUUCGCGGAGGCAAAGGCGGUGCUCCGUGCCGCCAGUGCCGCGCGAACAUCUCCGUUAAUCCAGGGUUUUUGAUUUGGGAAGGAUUUAACUGUUCUGGAUGGGACGACAUCUUCCACGCAUUUCCUGAUAAAUCCACAGACUGAGUCUGUGUACUCAUCAAUGUCCCUAGCAGCCACGUGAAACAUUUCCCAGUCCGCGUGAUCAAAACAGUCCCGCAGCGCAGACUCCGAUUGGUCCGUCCAACAGUGCACCGCCCUCCGGGUUGGCCUACAUUUGUACAAAAUCCCAAAUUAUAUACACAAAGUCAUAGACAUCACCACUCCAAUUGGUCAUCAUGAUUUUGAUAUUCUCUUUUUCCAUAACAAUGAAAUACGCCUUGGACAAAUAUGACACAUCAAUAUUUCAUUAGUGUUGUCACAUCACAUCCUGUAAGCAUCGUCUGUCUGUGUCCUUUCUCUGGAAAUUAAUAUUUCCAGCCAAUAUAGGCAAUCCAUCAACAUGGCUGGAGUUAUAUACAGUCUGUAUAAGUGUGGUUAAUCCAAUGAAGAUUUGUAAGGAGACGGCAGUUACUGUGAAUUCACAGCAGUUACACAGUGAUUAGUAAUAAACAGCCAGUGAGAGUGAGUGGAUUUAAGAAAGUCAGUGACUCAGGUGUGUCGCUUGGUUUGUCAUCUGUUUGUGAGACUGGAGGAGACGUAGAAAUCUUUUGUUUUAAAUCUUAGUUAGGAAGAUUCCUGUUUGAAAACAAGCACAUUUUGUGAGAAAUGCAAGAAGUACAUCUGCAGAAAGCACAUAGUUACAUUCUGUCCAUCAUGUGGACAAAAUAGAAAAUGUUGAGCAUUGAAAAACUGAGAACGUUGGGCAAGUUCAAAAGAAAUGUGUUUGUAAGAACGAAAAACCAAAAAGUCUAACUGUUGUAUGUCUGUGUUCUACAUGUUUAUCUAAUGGAAAAUAAAGUUGCUACUGUUUUAUUGCAGUUUUUGGAUAAUUCUGAGUGGAUUUACACAGUAUGGGUCAGAAUGACCCACAACAAAAUCAAUGUCAAUUGUUUGUUCUUCAACAUAAUACAAGGGUUGAUUACCAAAACUUCCAUAUGAUCUUCAAGUUGUAGCAGAUCCACUAUCACACAGCAGCUGGAGCAGUUUCAAAUGGAGGUCAGUCCACUACUACCAUAGCCUACUACUAGAUUAACUUGUGACACAUUUUCACCUGCUGCUAUGAUGACAUUGAGUAGAGGCUGAGUGGCUGCACUUACCCCUGGUACAUCCAAAUCUUCCCACAAACAUGUUGAAAGAUGCAAAGGCAGCAAUGAGGAUUGUCAACACUAAAAACAAUCAGUAAGCAAAGACAACAGGGAUCACUUUUUUCUGUUUAUUUAGCACCCACAACAUUUGUAGUCGCCUUCUGCACAGGGGAAGUCCACACACACACACCGUGUGGUACCGCUUUCCACAGAAGGUGCAUUCAGUCUGCAAGAUUGAAUGAGAUUGUCAGAGUCAUUGUCUGACUGUUUAUUACUAAUCACUGUGUAACUGCUGUACAUUCAGAGUAACUGCCAUCUCCUUACAAAUGUUUAUUUGAUUCACCACACUUAUACAGACUGUAUAUAACAACCAACUCUAAAAUGUUUGUUUGCAGAGAAAAGACACAGGCAGACUACGCUAACGACAUGUGAUGUUACAACACUAGUGAAAUAUUAGUGUCAUGUCAUUCUUUUCAAAGGUUUAUUUGCAUGAUGCACAAACAGACACAAUUGAAAGGUACAAAUGUGUUGUGCAAGAAACGAAAUCAAACGUGGUGCAGAUGUGUGUCACAGGUUGAUCUGGCUGUAGGCUGUGGCACUUGGCCAGAGGUGGCGCUGGUUGACUCGAGUCCAUGUUAGUGCACACAAAGUAAACUGCUCGCUUUAGUUGUGAAGCAAAAACGCUGAAUUCGGAGAAAUAAACCGUGCGAGGGGAACGAUAACGACGACUAGGGUCUCCCGAUCGUUUACUCUUGCUGUCCUGUGAACAACAUCGGCGUGGUGUUACUUGUUUGCUGUUUUCGCGAUCGCGUCGCGCAUGAGGAUAUCACCAGGUAAACUCGCCACAUUUUUAAACAUUUUGUUGUUCAACAGCAUCAAGACUGACGGAGUGUGUUUGAGGUAACCUCACAAGUGUCACAGAUGACACAUUUGGCAUUUUUUUGCUGGUUUGUCGGUAGCAGCUCUUGAAACGCAAGACUGCCACACAUCUGUUCGACCAACGCCAGUUGAUCUAAACGCCAGUUGAUCUAAACGCCAGUUGAUCUAAACGCCAGUUGAUCUGGAACACCGGCAGCAAGCGGCACACAGGCUAGAGAGCACUGCGUAGCCAAAUAUGAGCAAACUGUGGAUUAAUAGAGAGGACACCGAAGUUAGCGUCUUGCUCAGGCCGGAGCUCAUUUAUUUCCUACAUAUACACAAUACAAAUCACACUAGACCAUGCAUUCUUCCCAUAAAAUAACAGAGUUCAUAAACAUAAAUAAAGUUACAAAAAGCAUUCUCUCAAAAGCAAAAUAAAUACAAACUAAUUCAAAAUGACUUUACAUACUCACAACUUAAACAAAACACUCACGGUUAAAGCAUAACAACAUACCAAAAUAACCCAUCUCACAUUCACACAACCUUUCCCCACAUUCGCGCCAUAUACGCUAUUACUUUUGAACAUGGCGUCCCCUGAACGCAACACAACAUGGCGGCAGACGACUGCAAACGUUGUUUCACCAACAAAAAGCUUUCCCCUUAAUACAUGUACUCAGUACUGCUUGGCUAACACUAAAACAAACACUAAAACACAUUUUCGGAAGUGGCAGGUUGCCACUGUCAUAGCAUAUACUUAUAGUGCUACGUAGCAUUAAAGCAUUAUGCCGAUGAUACACUAAUACUCAUUACAACAAAAUACCACUCAUCUCAAAAUAUUGCCGAACAGUUGUUACUCAACUUACAUGACAUUUAGAACCAGUUCGGUAACAUAAAAGUUUGUUUGUCAGUACCUGUCGAUUAAUAGAGAGGACACCAAAGUUAGCGUCUUGCUCAGGCCGGAGCUCAUUUAUUUCUGAGCUGCGCAUGCGUAGAGCCUAUAGCUAGAGUCUCUGGUAGUUCCAGCAGUGCAAGAGCACCAUCUACUGGCAUAAUGAAAUAUAACCAUGGUCUGGCAACACAUAACAAUGUCAAAAUAAGUCACAAUAAUAAACAAAAAAUAAGGGGGUAAUGGGUUUUCUUGCAAAACAUGUAGCUUUUUCAACCUGCUACAUAUGCAGCAAAAACCUACUUAAACGUAACUGGUCGAGAAAAUUACAAGCCAACUAGAGGAAAGCUCAUAGUACAAAAAGUGAUGGUAGUUUCCCUUAGACAGAGUGUUUUCCUGCUCAUUGUACAGAAGGCGAUGGUCUUUGCCAUACAGAUUCACUAAUACAGUUUAAGGAUAGUAAAGAAUAUAUCUAGGGCUUUUAUUAUGAAAAAUAGACCGGAAGUAUGUGCAUUAUUGCACAGGGGAAGAACAAGUUGUGUUUCCGGUGCGGGUGCGCAUCAUCAGGCAGGAGCAUCCAGAGGUAGAAUAGAAGGUGUAUAAUGGCUGCGGUCUUCCCUGUAGAUGUCCAGCAGCUACUGGUGAUAAAAGAAGAGGUUUCCCAUGAAUGUGAAUGGAGCCCCAGUGUGAACCAUCCUGACUCAGAGCUGUGGAAAAAUCAAGAGCGAGUUCACUGUAAUGGGCUGGAGGAGGAUAUCAAGAGGUUUCCAUUUACUGUUGUUCAUGUGAAGAGUGAAGAUGAAGAAGAGAAGCCUCAGUCAUUAAAGGUUCAUCAAAACCAAAAUAAAAACAAGAUAGAGACGGAGACUCAAGCGAGCAACUCCUCUGAACAGAGGAAAAUGGACCGAAGUACAAAUAACAAUAUACAAACAAAUACUGAUGGCGAAGCACCGGAAUCUUCUGAGACUGAAGUCAGUGAGGAUGGCUGGCAGGAACCUUUGUCAGAUUGUGGACCUGAAACUGACGACAGCGACAGCCAAUUGAAUGACGACAGAACACCUGAGUCAGGUGUAAAUAAUGCAAAAAGGUCUUCCAGUUGUUUGGUGAAUGAAAGAAGUUCUAGAGUGGAGCAAAGUGUUGAUUCUCAGAUGAAGCGAUUUGGAUGUGAUGAUUGUGGUAAACGAUUUAACCAAAUGAAAGAUCUUAGAGUACACAUGAGAGUCCACACGGGAGAAAGACCAUUCUGUUGUGCAGAUUGUGGUAAAAGAUUUAGAUAUCAAGGAAGUCUGAAUGUACACAUGAGGCUCCAUGCUGGAGAGAAACCGUAUGCUUGUGAUAAAUGCGGUAAAAGAUUUAGCCUAAAGACAAACCUUACCAGACACAUAAGAGUCCACACGGGGGAGAAACCAUUUAGCUGUGACAUUUGUGGACAAAGAUUUAACUAUCGAAGAAAUCUUAACAUGCACAUAAGAGUGCACACAGGAGAGAAACCGUUUAGUUGCGACAAUUGUGGGCAAAGAUUUAACCAAAAGAUUGAACUUAGGAGACACAUGAGAGUUCACACAGAAGAGAAACCGUAUACCUGUGGCGAUUGUGGUAAAACGUUUAGUUACCAGUGUAAUCUGAAGACACACAUGGCACUCCACAAAGGAGAGAAACAGUUUGUUUGUGGUGUUUGUGGUAACAUAUUUAACCAAGAGGGGAAUCUAAAGAUACACAUGAGAGUCCACACAGGAGAGAAACCAUUUGGUUGCGAUUUCUGUGGCAAAAGAUUCAAUCAAAAGAUUCAUCUUGAGACGCACAUUAGAGUUCACACAGGGGAGAAACCUUAUAACUGUGGAUUUUGUGGCAAAAGAUUUAGACACCAGUGUAAUCUAAAGAUACACACCAAACUCCACAAGGAAUAAA